Vollenhovia emeryi is the source of this 1754-nucleotide messenger RNA. RefSeq names its product leucine-rich repeat-containing G-protein coupled receptor 5-like. Gene Ontology annotation, molecular function: protein binding. The coding region runs from base 92 to 1471 and encodes 459 amino acids. Gene Ontology annotation, cellular component: extracellular matrix. The record is from RefSeq and is a predicted model, not a curated record. NCBI's taxonomy places the organism in Eukaryota, Metazoa, Arthropoda, Insecta, Hymenoptera, Formicidae. The transcript has 2 exons.
GGCUGCAGUUUUGAAAGCGCAGUUUUCGCUUGAAAUAGCUCAGUGACUGAGGCCUAGACAAAUUAGAGAAUAACUUCGAAGCUAUUUAACGAUGAAGAAUACAAUAUGUUUCGUAUUAAUACUUUCCUUUUAUGGAAAGUAUACAUUACAACAAGUAUUAUAUACAAAAAGCGUAUCUAUACGCUCAGAUGACUUCGAAAACAUAUAUAAUACAAAAAUAACAAAUGAACCAAAUCAAAAAAUAAAAAAUUGUGAUAGUACAGAAGAAUUAAAUUUAAGUGGAAUGAAUUUAAAAUUUAUUCCGAAUGAUAUUAUUCGAAGUGACGCCAUCCGUCAUGUGUCACUAGCCAACAAUUUUCUAAAGAAAAUUCCUCAAAAUAUUUUGUUUCACGUGACAUCAUUGUCUUGUUUGAACAUGUCACGGAAUAGUCUUAAUUUAUAUGAGGAAAAUAAAAUUCAUCACGCUUAUGUACGAGUACUGGACCUCAGCUAUCAAACGAUGGUGCAUAUCAAUGCCUUACCGGAACUGGAAGUUUUUGACGAAGAUUUAAGAAAGGAGAAGAACUAUGAACAUAUGAUCUUCGACAGCAGUAAAAUGAGACUACCAAAUGCCGAAUACCUUGAUUUAAGUGGGAACGACAUAUCCAGUUUGAACUGGGAUUUUAAUAUAUCUUUUCCGAAAUUGGUACGUUUAGAUUUAAUGAACAUCAACGCGGAAGAGUUGGACCCCAACUUUUUUAACAAAAUCCCGUCAUCUUUACGCAUCCUCCACUUGGAGGACAACUACCUCUACAAUUUAACGCUAGAGAAUCUAGCAGAAAUUGCAAGUUUACAUUUGGAUGGAAAUCCUAUUAAAAAACUCAAUAUAAAGUCUGCAACAUUGCUCACUUUGUCGUUAGCAAACUGCACGAUUUUAAAUGAAGAAGCUGUUCUUGAUACACCGAAUUUAGAGCAACUGGAUUUAUCAAGAAAUAAUAUGUAUAAUUCGAUUGAUAUUUUUUACGUAAACCCGUUAAAUGCACUGCGUAUACUUUUAUUAGAUAAUAAUGAACUUUCGCAUAUUCCUAUUCUAAGUAAUGUGCAGUGGCUUACCGAAUUGUCAUUGAGUUACAAUAUGAUAGAAUACAUUAAACCACACAGUUUUCAAUAUUUACAAUUCUUGAAUAAGUUGUCAUUGAAAAAAAAUAGGAUUAAUCGCAUUGACAAGGUAACUUUUUCGGGUUUAAAUAGAUUGGAAUAUUUAGAUUUAUCGGAAAACCAGUUAAGUUACUUGCCUACUGACUGGACACUGCCUUUAACCAACCUCCAAUAUUUAAAUUUAAAUUCAAAUCUAUUUGGAAGCAUAGGAGAUAUGGGAAUCUACUCAGUCCCAUCAUUGCAACACUUAUUUGUAAAAAAUAAUACUUUUACCAAAAUAACCACCCUAGAGUUAGAUCCGUUUCCGGAUUUCAUUACCGUAUACUUAUAUUAGUUUAAGAUGAUUCGUUUUUAUUGCUGUACGAUUAUAUCUACAGAUUACUAUUUUUAAUUUUCACUGCUUUUAUUAUUAAGCAUUUGUUUAGCGUUUAUUUGUUAUUCCGUUAUAAUAUAUAAUUGUUUCUCUAAUUUUAUUCGUCUAUCAUGUAAAACACAAAAAAUGUAACACGCCAUAAUUCGUAGUUAUAUUCCCGAUUAUUGUUUUCCAAAUACACUGCGAACUUUAAUGCUCGUUAUAUCACUUUUGUAAACUAAAAAUAAAAUAAUUAUUUAGUAUA